AUGCUUUUGUCUUUUCAAUAUUCUUAUUUUUUUGCAUAAAAAGAUAGAUUUAGUAUAUAAACUAUAUUUUUCUACAGUUUAAUAUACUUAACACUUUAUUGCUUGUUUUUAUCAUCACUUACCAUAUAAAUAAAUACUUUUGAAAAAUAAUAUGAUCAUUCAUCAUAUUUAUAUUUUAUGGUUAUUAUUUUUGUACUUCAGUAUAUUUAUUGGCAUUAUUACAUAGCCAAUGGCUAAUGCAAUCAAUAAUAAUAUCAUAUCCUUAAUAAUGAUAGGAAUUAGUGCGACAAUAUUGAAAGGAAAUAUCCAUGA
This is a messenger RNA of Ichthyophthirius multifiliis, 312 nucleotides long. RefSeq lists its product as hypothetical. The transcript has a single exon. The record is from RefSeq and is a predicted model, not a curated record. Lineage: Eukaryota; Ciliophora; Oligohymenophorea; Hymenostomatida.